AUGCAGCGGCACUCUGUAGCCUCGCCAUCUCCUGCUGGCCUUGCAGCAGCGGAAGCAGCAGCAUCAGCAGCAGCAGCAGAAGCAGCAGCAAGAGCAGCAAGACAUUCCCUAUCUUCGUUUUCUAGCUCUCGGGCUGUGUCUGCAGAAGGCUGGCAGAGCCAUUCUCCAGCAGCAACAGCAGCAACAACAGCAGCAGCAGCAAAAGAUGUGAUAGAUGUCUCAGAGGUGCUGUCACCUGAGACGCAGCAGCAAAACCUAAAAGAGCUGCAGCACGCGCAGCACAUCAGCGCUGUUGUCAAUGUAGCAGCUGGUCUCCAGCAGGAGCAGCAGCAGCAGGGUGGGGGUUUGUGGGGGAGCUUCGGCGUCGGCAGCAGCAGCACAUCAGCAGCAGACAUCAGCAGCAGCAGCAGCAGCUUUGCGCCGUUGCUGCUGCUGGGAGGAGAGCAGCAGCAGCAGCAGCGAAGCAGAUCUGCUGAAUUCGAGCCAUUCUUCGCCUCCCUGGGUGAAGAUCUGGUUCGCUUUGAACGCAGCAGUUCCAUCAACAACCGCAGCAGCAGCAGCAGCAGCUGCAGCAGCAGCACCGGAGGGCUUGACUGUGGACGCAGCAGUUCUGCGUUUGAUUUGCUGCUGACGCGGGGCGGCGCGUCUCUGCAGCUUUAUGAGGAGCAAGAGGGGGCGGAGCAGCAGCAGCAGCUGCAGCAGGUGCAGCAGCAGCAGCAGCUGCUGCUGCAGCAGCUGAUGCAGGAAAUACCUUCAGUUUUUUUCAGUGCCUCAUUUGACGUCUCGCAGUUUCUGUCGAUGGACUCUCACCAGCUCUCUGGACAGCUCGAGAAAAUAUCGGACUGGCUGGACAAGGUGGAGUCGGGCUUGGUGUCUCACUUUCCCCCUUUUGCUUUUUUUGAGUCUUCAAUUCAAAAUAUAAAUCGGCUGCAGCAGCAGACGCAGCACCUUAUUGCUGCUUGCAAGCAGCUCAGGUCAGCCAGCAGCAGCAGCAGCAGCAGCAGCAGCAGAAGCAGCAGCGGGGGGGCGGGUGCUGAGCUGCUGCUGCAGUGCCUGCUAUGGGGUUUGCUGCAGAGAGGACCUGCAGCAGAUGAGGGCUCGCGGCAUAGAGUUAGGGCUGAAGGUUCUGUCUCUAUCAAAGCGGCGGCAGCAGCUGUGUGGGGUUUACCGGGAACUGGAGUCGCUGCAGUCCCUGGGGGCCCUUUGCUCUUCAGUGCCGCUGCUGCUGCAGCUGCAGGACUGGCGCACUGCAGCACUGCUGCUGCACAGCGUCGAGGAGCUGCUGUGUCCGGAUUUGCUGCGGCUGCCUGCUGCUAG
Messenger RNA from Eimeria tenella, 1317 nucleotides. RefSeq lists its product as uncharacterized. Gene Ontology annotation, cellular component: nucleus. The record is from RefSeq and is a predicted model, not a curated record. Gene Ontology annotation, molecular function: transcription cis-regulatory region binding. Gene Ontology annotation, biological process: regulation of transcription by RNA polymerase II. The coding region runs from base 1 to 1317 and encodes 438 amino acids. The transcript has 5 exons. Lineage: Eukaryota; Apicomplexa; Conoidasida; Eucoccidiorida; Eimeriidae.